AUGUCCAGUACCAACGUCAACUUCAAAGCCCAUCACAGUGAGAAUCUCUGGAAGAUCGCGACGACUUCAUUCCUGGAUUCCCUCAAGUUCCUCCAGAUCUCCAGGCGUCUCAAUGGGGAGAAGGCCUCACCUCGUGCGCAAACAAUUUGA
Messenger RNA from Phytophthora nicotianae INRA-310, 150 nucleotides. RefSeq lists its product as hypothetical. NCBI's taxonomy places the organism in Eukaryota, Oomycota, Peronosporomycetes, Peronosporales, Peronosporaceae. Bases 1 to 150 code for a protein of 49 amino acids. The record is from RefSeq and is a predicted model, not a curated record. The transcript has a single exon.